Molecule: messenger RNA, 2473 nt
Organism: Fusarium verticillioides 7600
Lineage: Eukaryota; Fungi; Ascomycota; Sordariomycetes; Hypocreales; Nectriaceae
Exons: 1
Coding region: 92-2473 (793 amino acids)
Molecular function (GO): oxidoreductase activity, acting on CH-OH group of donors; flavin adenine dinucleotide binding
Source: RefSeq, a predicted model, not a curated record
CUUUGUUUGUAGCUUUUACUUUACAAUUCGUACAUUCUUUUCCCGACGAUCCAUCGAUAUAUAUAGUCUUCACUAUUGAAACAUCGCCAACAUGCGUUUCUCAACACUCCUUUCAUCAGCGGCGCUGAUGUACCAGGCCGUCUCGGCCGAAUCUGUCGAGUACAAGGAUGCCGAUACGGGAAUUACCUUCCAGCAGUACACCGACAAGAGCAGCAAGUUCUCCUUCGGUAUUGCUCUGCCUAAGAACCCUAGCACCGACUUCAUCGGUCAGAUGACCGUUCCCAUCUCCGAGGGUUAUGGAUCCGUUGGUAUGGGUUCUACCAUGACCAAGAAGCUUCUCGUCGUUGCCUGGCCCAACGACGGCAAGGUUAUUACUUCAGUUCGCCAGGCUGAUGGAUACACCAACCCUGCCGUUCUCGACGAUGAAACCGUCUCUAUCAAGCCUAUCGAGAAGGGUACCAAGGUCGGCACCGACUCUUUCACCUUCACUUUCCUUUGCGAAGGCUGCAUCAAGACCGAUGGUACCACCUUCAAGGCUGCUGAUACCAACGCUGUUCUCAGCUUCGCUAUGAGCACCAUUGCCCUCGACGACCCCACCGACGCUGCUGGUGCUCUCAACUACCAUGGCGCUGGCUUCGGUGGUUACUCCCUUGACACUGCAGCUGCCCAGUCUGCCGAGUUUGAGACCUGGGCCAAGCUUGCGUCCGAUGCCACUACUCCCGGCAUCAGCCCCGGAGGCAGCACUGGUUCCAACCCUGGAAACUUCACUACCAUUGUUUCCAACGCUACAUACGACUACAUCGUUGUUGGUGGCGGCACUGCCGGUCUCAUUGUCGCUGAGCGUCUCGUUGAGUCCAAGAAGUCUGUUCUUCUUCUUGAGCAGGGCAAGGCCUCUUUCUACGAGUCUGGUGGCCGCUCUACAAUGGACUGGAACGACACCGUCACUCAGUACGAUGUCCCUUCUAUGGCCUACUACCUCACUACGGCCAAGGACACCUCUGCCUACUGCACUGACACCGCUAGUAUGGCUGGUUGCAUCCUCGGUGGCUCAAGUGUCAUCAACGCCAUGAUGUUUGUCCGCCCUCAGCCUGCUGACUUUGACGACAAGUGGCCUACUGGCUGGAAGUGGCAGGAUGUUGAGAACUCCGCCAAUAAGCUCUACGAGCGUACCCCCGGUACCACUAGCCCUACCAAGGACGGCAAGCGAGUCGACCAGAACGCUUGGAACGUCCUAUCCAAGUUUUUCUCUGCCAACGGUUUCACCGAGGUUGAUGCCAUCGAGGAGCCUAGCAAGAAGAAGUCUGUCUUCACUCACCCUCCUCUGAUGGUCAACGACGGUCUCCGCGCCGGUCCCGUCCGUGACUACCUCCCUCUUGCUCAGGCCAACAACAACUUCAAGCUCCAGCUCAACACCAAGGUCCUCCGUGUCAUCCGUGAGGGUAAGGCUGUCACCGGUAUUGAGGUCCAGUCGGGUCCUUCUACUCGCCAGAUCAUCAACCUCAAGACCAACGGUGCCGUCGUCCUUGCCGCCGGCUCUCUCGCCACUCCUCGCCUUCUUGUCAACUCUGGUAUUGGUCCUUCUGAGCAGAUUGAGGCCGUUGCCAGCGGAAGCCAGCGCCUCACCAUGCCCGCCAAGGAUCAGUGGCUCGACCUCCCCGUCGGAGAGAACCUCAAGGAUCACCCUAUCUUCACCGUCAAGAUGAAGACCAAGCAGCCUAUGUCAGCUCUCACCGAGACCGACUUCACCAAGCCUAGCCAGACCAACAUCGAUCUUUUCGCCCAGGGCGACGGUCUCCUUGCUCAAUCUGGCCAGCGCUUCAUCUUCUGGGAUACUGUCGAGGGCUCCGAUGGUGUUGAGCGAUACGUGCAGGGUACUUGCGCUGCCGCUGGUAACGAUACUGUCAAGGUCAAGGUCUACCUUACCCACGGUGCUACCUCCAGCGGUUCUCUUACCGUCACCAGCUCUGGUGCGACCAAGCUUGUCGGCGAGCCUUACCUCAAGACUGCAGGCGACAAGGAAGCUGUCAAGAGCUUCAUGAACAAGCUCAUCAGUUUUGCCUCCAAGCCCAACAGCACCCUCAGCAUCGCCAGUAAUGCUACCGCCGAGAGCCUCAUGGCCGAGUACGUCAGCGGUUCUCACUUUGUCGGUUCUGCCAUCAUGGGCACCGAGAACGAUGGUACCAGCGUUGUCGAUACUGACACCAAGGUCUGGGGUACUGAGAACCUGUUCGUCGUUGACGGUUCCAUCCACCCUGAUCUUCCUACUGGUAACACCCAGGCCAUCAUCAUGGUCGCUGCUGAGCACGCCGCUUCCAAGAUCCUCGGCGGCGGAAACGGUGCUACCAGCCCUGUUGUUCCCAGCAACGGCACUGUCCCCGUUCCUACUACUCCUAUCAGCACUCCCGUCGCUACCAAGAGGCCUUCCAAGUGCAAGAGGUCUAUGCGACAGCGCCGCCACCACCGUCGCCUGUAG